AUGUACUUCGCCCUCGUUAAAGUGUUCAAUGCCUAUGUGCCUUCCUACAUCUUCAAGUUCUGCUCCAUCGGCUGGGGUGUUCCUCUGCUGAUCUGCUGCUUGGUGUUGGUGGUGAAACCCAACUCAUACGGACUCCUGCAACACGGGAGCUCAGAAAUGCUCUGCUGGGUGUCAGACGACGUGGUGUUCUAUGUGUGUGUGGUGGGCGUGGUGGGCGUGAUUCUCCUGGUGAACGGUUUUGUGUUCCUCAUGGUUCUGCUGCAGGUGAGGAGGGCAUGUGUGAGCGAGCACAGUGGUGUGAUGAAGGAGCUGCGAGGCGUCACCAGUCUCACUCUGCUGCUCGGCCUCACCUGGAGCACCGCCUUCCUCACCUGGGGCGACGCCAGAGUCCCGCUGCUCUAUGUCUUCUCCAUCCUUAACAGCCUGCAAGGUUUCUUUAUUUUUCUGUUUCAAUGUCUGAUGAAGGAAAAUGUGCAUAAACAGUGGAGAGUGCACCUGUGCUUUGGACGCUUCAAACUGCAGGAUUACUCAGCGGAAUGGAGUCACACUCCUCCCAUCAUCAACAAACCCAGACACUGUCCGAUGUUGACCUUCCCCACUGUGGCUUCAGUCAGAUCCAAUAAAUCCAACUCCACUCAGAGCUCCUCAGCUUCCUCACACUGCAUUGAACACCACUUCAAUGUGAAGAGACCUGACCUGGAUGUGGUGUAUCAGCAGAGCUUCAUCCUGCCUCGAGCGCAGCGAGUACACACUCCGCUCCCCGAGGGUGCAGGGUACACCACACACUCCCUAAACUGGAUCCCUACAGAGGUUCCUGACAACCACGUUUACUUCAACUAACGCUCAUUUCCAGCUUCACGCUACUGUUCUGUUUGGCGAUUAAUGCAGGACCGGUCGCCUCUGGCUUACUCAUUAGGGUUAAAUUUAGAAAUGUCAAAUUUAUAUACAGAAUUUAUAUAUUUCUGUAA
Molecule: messenger RNA, 968 nt
Organism: Ictalurus furcatus (blue catfish)
Lineage: Eukaryota; Metazoa; Chordata; Actinopteri; Siluriformes; Ictaluridae
Product: adhesion G-protein coupled receptor G2-like
Exons: 6
Coding region: 1-840 (279 amino acids)
Biological process (GO): cell surface receptor signaling pathway; adenylate cyclase-activating G protein-coupled receptor signaling pathway
Cellular component (GO): membrane
Molecular function (GO): G protein-coupled receptor activity
Source: RefSeq, a predicted model, not a curated record